GUAGCCUUUACACGCCCAAUAUUGGCCUUGGCUUAGCGUCUGUUCUUAAGGCAUGAGCUAAGCCUCUUUGUGUUAAUCCCGGAAGUAUCAAUCUGGAAUCUAUUUCUUUUGUUCAAACUACUGAAGAGGAAAAUGCGUAUAUUUGUUCACAUACGUGGUAAGAUCAUUGUCUUGCAAUGUGGCGACGGCACUCAAGCGAUUUCGUGGCUUGGAAAUGCGGCUAUGGUGCACUAUGACAGCAGCUUUGGUAAGCGGCACGGGGUGCCAGUCUCCAUCCGAAAAGAGGGUGGUGUUGCUUGCGACCCUGAGGCGCUCAUUUGUGAUGUAUUGGAUGACAAUCAACACGUCUUUGCGGAGUUAGAAGAUUCCGAGAUGUAA
This is a messenger RNA of Phytomonas sp. EM1, 378 nucleotides long. The record is from the annotation of a GenBank genome assembly. NCBI's taxonomy places the organism in Eukaryota, Euglenozoa, Kinetoplastea, Trypanosomatida, Trypanosomatidae.